Molecule: messenger RNA, 2168 nt
Organism: Acromyrmex echinatior (Panamanian leafcutter ant)
Lineage: Eukaryota; Metazoa; Arthropoda; Insecta; Hymenoptera; Formicidae
Product: gephyrin
Biological process (GO): postsynaptic neurotransmitter receptor diffusion trapping; glycine receptor clustering; gamma-aminobutyric acid receptor clustering
Cellular component (GO): cytoplasm; postsynaptic specialization; postsynaptic membrane
Molecular function (GO): molybdopterin molybdotransferase activity
Source: RefSeq, a predicted model, not a curated record
UUGAAAACAAAGCUGACAUUGUCCGAGUACAAUCUUACUAUUAAAAAAAGAGAAGAAAUAUAAACAAUGUGUUACCGAAAUAUUUCUGUAACCUAUUUCGGUUAGAACCAGCCCAAACGACGAACGUGGUAGCUGCGACAAAACAUAAUACGCACGAAACGGUAAAAUCCUGUGGUAACUGGCAGUAUAUAUACGAUAAAACGAUAAAAGAGGAUAAAAUGGUAGUCAAAUUCGAAAUUAUAGCAAUUGUAGAUAAUGAUAUUAAUAACAGUGAUCCAUCAGAUGAAAAUAUUAACAUUAAUAACAUUCAUAAUGACAUUCGAGAUGUGCUAUCAACUCAGGCUGCAAAUGUACAAAUAUUUGACAUGAUAGUAAUAAACCCAGUUAAAACUGAUAUAACUACAGAAUUAUUUUUUACGUGCACUGAGGCUGAUGUUAUUCUUAUUAUUGGUAAUAAUAAGUGUGUUAAUAGACAACUUAUAAAAGAAGCAAUUGAAAAUGUUAGCGAUAACCAAGAAGUUUCUAAAAGAGUAACAAGAUCACUAUUAAACAUAGAAACGAGUCUGAACUUUAUGCAACAUAAAACUGUAUUUGGAAUACGAAAUCAAACAUUAAUCAUUGAUUUGUCUGAUUUCCACAAAAAUACAAAAAAAUGUUUUGUAGCAAUUGUAAAUAUGAUACUGCAGACGAUAUAUUUGAUACGUAUAGACAAAGAUAAAAAUAUUCCGCUACAUGACAUUGCAUCUACUUCCAGCGAUAAUUUUACAAUGGAGAAAGAGAAAAUCAAAACUGCCGUCAAGCGCCACAGAAAAUCUUAUUUAUUUCCUACGUGCGAUUACGCGAAUACGAUUAAACGCCAUAAAGAAUCAUUUCCUAUGAUUUCUAUAACAGAUGCAUUGGGCAAGAUACGUGAAAUAAUAAGUGAAAAUAAAAAUAAAAUUAUUUUUGAAACAGUGCAGCUAAAUGAUGCUUAUGGUAGAAUAUUGUACGAGAAUGUAGAAUCUACUUAUAAUUUGCCACCAUUUAAUGCUUCCACUAAACACGGAUACGCAGUACUAAUUACUGAUGGAAAAGGUGUAAGGAAAGUGCUGCAGCAGGACGAGAAAAAUACGUUCUCUCCGAUGACGCUUGAACCUGGGACAUGCGUAUGGAUAAAUAGCGGAGAUCCUGUUCCCAAUGAAGCAACAGCGGUUGUACAACUGAAGGAUACAAAACUAAUAAAAAAAUUUGAAGACAAUGACGACAUGCAUAUUGAGAUAUUAAUUCAACCACAAUUCAACGAAAAUAUUAAACCUGUUGGUUACGAAUUAAUGAAAGGAAAAACUGUCGCAUCUCCGUAUACGCGUAUUGGUCCAUUGGAGAUUGGACUUUUAGCAGCUUCUGGUCGCAAAGAAGUCAUAGUCAUUAAAAAUACACCUAUAGGUGUAUUAUCUAUCGGAAAUAAUUUAGGGGAACCUGGAGAAAUAUUAACACCAGGAUUUACCUAUGAUAUUAAUCGAAUUACUCUAAUUACAUUACUUAAAGAGCAGGGUUACAAUUCUUUGGAUUUCGGAAUCGUGAAUAAUAUGAUAGCACCUAUACAAAAUAAAAUUGAUGAAGCUUUAAAGAAAGUAGAUAUACUUGUGACAACAGGCUCGACUAAUAACAGAGAUUUAAUGAAAAAUAUUUUGGAGGAAUAUUAUAAAGCAGACAUACAUUUCGGAAAUGUAAAUAUUAAACCGGGGAAGUCGACGAUAUUUGCAACGUGCGAGAUUGAUAACACAAAGAAGUAUUUCUGGUGUCUAUCAGGAAAUCCAGUAUCCGCUGUCAUUACUGCGCGAAUAUUUCUUUUAACCUUCUUGAACGAGAUGUACUUCAACUUCUACACGGAAUAUGCUAUAGUACCAGCUUCUAUGGAAACUGAGUACAUCUUGCAUAGUCGUUCUAGAGCGACAUGGACAACUUUGGGCUGGACUUCGAAAAAAAACUGUGCAUUAGUUCGUGCCAGGGGAAAUGCCAUCAGUGAUAAGUUGAUUAGCGCCAUAGGAGCUAACGCAAUCUUAAUGCUCCCAAAAAAAGAAGACGGAAAAGUAACACUUAACUCAUUUACACAAGCCUUACUUAUCAAAAUUCCCAACAUCAAAUACUUUAACAAUGAUUUUAACACAGAUCUUAAGAUCGAAGUUUGA